Molecule: messenger RNA, 2739 nt
Organism: Caenorhabditis auriculariae
Lineage: Eukaryota; Metazoa; Nematoda; Chromadorea; Rhabditida; Rhabditidae
Source: the annotation of a GenBank genome assembly
AUGGCAAUUUGCGUUCUCCGUACGUCUUUUAUUUUAGAUUUUUUUAAAAAAACUGAUUGGUUUCAAAUCUUUUUAUUGCAAUUUUGAAAAAAAUCCUGCAAGAAGGGAAUUUAUAUUGAAGGCUAAUAGUUCUAUUUCAAAAAAAUAGUAGUGACGGAGUUUCCAUGUAUUUAGUUGAUCCACUCGUUUUGUUUCAUUUAAAAUUCUGCGUUUUUUCCAACUUUGAAAAGUGAAAAAUAAUUCCAAAACGCUUCUUGUGCAUAAAAAACCUAUUAAAAUGCUUUAAAAUGUAUAUUUCCAGGCACCAGCUUGAUUUACUCCUCGGUUCUUUUUGCAUUCAUGGUUUCUGUUCAUCAUCUGGCUCCUCCUGUGUGAGAAAUUUUUUCUUCUUAUUUUUUUGUAGUCAAAUUUUCAUUUCAGAAUUCAGACGCGUGUUGUUUUCGUUGGCUCUUUUGCUUAUUUGGUCUUCCUUCGUUACAUUCAUUACAUUUUCAAUGUUGUCGAGUUGGCCAGCCAUGCGAACGUCGUCCAGCUCAUCAUUACGCUUCGUGUGAGCUUUUCGUUUCAUUUUUCUUUCUAGUUACUCAAAUAUAUUUUUUUAUUUGAUAAAAAUUUUUAGGUAAUUGGAUUGACAUUUGAAAUCAGCGACUAUCAUCAUGCUAAGAAGACCGGAAAAGCCGCUGAAAAACGGAUGAUCGACGCCGUGCCGACGCUUCUCGAAAAGUUCUUUUAUUGCUAUCAUUUCUGCGGGCUUUUCACUGGUAGGUUUUGAAUUGAAUGUUUUUUAAAACAUAUAUUUAAAUGAUGGAAAAUACAUAUAAUCACAUAGAAUCUAAUUAAUUUUUGAGAAAAGUGAAAUGGGCUUUAUUGGCUUUUAUUUUCAGGAAGAACCAAUUUUUUCACAUUAUAUAGAAAAGCUAUGAAUUUUUUUUUAUUCCGUAACUUUGUUCAAAAGUGUAGGCUUCAUGAAAAAAGUUGUCAGUUGCUUAUUUUUAUAGCAUCAUAAGAAAAUACAGUUAGCGGUCUCUCUAGUAAUUUAUUUAAACAUUUCUUUGCCCAAAAAAAUUUCAUAUUCUCUUCUUUUUUUCUUCCUGCUUUGGUAUCAUGUGCAUUUCAUCUUUCAGCUCAAUUUUUUCAGGACCGUACUACACCUACGUGAUGCUUCAUGAUUCAACAAACGCCUACUUGAAAAACUGGAACCCAUCUUCUGAGGUGUUCAAUCGCCUCCAGAGACUUUUUUGGUCCGUGCCAAUGUUCGUCAUCCUUAAUAAAAUCUUCCCAUUGGAUGUGAGUUGGGAAAUAAAUUAGAAACAAUAAUUUGAUAAUUCAGGGUCUCCGAACGGAUGCCGUUUGGGAAAUGACUCUUUUCUACAGAUUCGUUUACGCCGCCGCGGUCUUCGCUGUGUUCAGAGCUCGUGUCUACAGGUUUGUCAAACUCAACAUUUUUUUAUAUUUUUUUAUAAUAAACGGAUUAUUUUAGUGCCUGGGCGAUUGCCGAAUCGAUCUGCGUCCUGCUCGGAAUCGGUGUCUAUCCUGCGUCAAGCAAGCCGAAAAUCGUCGUUGGCCCAACCGAUCUUGCCGAGUUCAACAAGAGUCUGACCAUUGAGAAUCCUGAAAUGUCCACGGAAGCCAUUGUCAAUUUGGACAUUCCAAAGGUUAAAUCGAUGAGAAAAAAAUGUAUAAAUAGAAAAAAAAACUUACAUAUCGUUACCAAAAAAAGGCCUGGUUGCAAAGGUGAUUUUUUGAGUUUGAGAAAGAACAAAUCUCUGGUAAAGCCAAAACAUAAAAAAUUAACGAAUGAAGUUAUGAAGUCUUUUUUGAAAGUAUACCUUUUUCGAAAAACGCUUGGGGCACGCUGUGAUCGAUUAGAAAUUCGAUAUUGAAACGGGAAAACAUUCUUCAGGUCGAAGCCAGCGAUGGCUUCCGCGAAGGAAUCCGGUCUUGGAAUCGGUCUGUACAAAGUUGGCUGGCUCUCUACGUCCAUUCUCGUAGCCCCAAGGCUUACCGGUAAAAAAAUAUUUUUCUUUUUCUUCUUUUAAGUGUAUUUUUCAGUGUUGAGCUCACUCUUUUUGUCAGCGCCCUGUGGCACGGCACCUAUGCUGGCUACUUCAUGUGCGUUCUCAACAAAAGAUUUUUUUCAAAUUCAAAAGUAUUUCAGGUCCUUUUUGAUCGUCCCUAUGUGCACCACAAUCGAGGACAUCAUUUUCCGUAUGGUUCCGGUUGAGCCUGAGACUGGCAAGCGUCCGUUUUGGUUCAGAAUCAUGUAAGUUUUGACUGGAAUAUAAAGAGAUUUUUAAAGCUCUGAGCUUAAACAAAAUUUGGAAAAUGAUCGAAAAUGAAUAUUCUUCACAUAUUUUCCUUCUUUCCCCACCCAAUUUGGAGUUGCAGAGCCUAAAAACUCGAUGACAAAAAAAUCAUCAGAAAAGUAGAUAGGAGCAAAAACUCAACUUAUCUGAAUUAAACAAAAAAUAUUUAAGUUAUAUCCUGACUUUGCGCUCCCGUGGGUUUGAUAUGCUUGCCACUGGAUUCUUGCUCAAGAAUUUCCAUGACACCCAUCGGUAAGCACCCUUUCUCAACUUCCCGUUUCAAAAAGGCAUUAUUUUCAGUUUCUGGUCGUCGAUCUACUACUGGCUGCUCAUUGUGGCUUUGCCGAUCUAUCUUUUUGACAAGAUCAACUACUUUAUGAAGAAAAAGAAGGAUACUUCGACCCCUUCUACGGCUCGACCUAAGGCCGAAUAA